Molecule: messenger RNA, 2112 nt
Organism: Xylaria bambusicola
Lineage: Eukaryota; Fungi; Ascomycota; Sordariomycetes; Xylariales; Xylariaceae
Exons: 4
Coding region: 1-2112 (703 amino acids)
Source: RefSeq, a predicted model, not a curated record
AUGGCACCGCAUCCGCCAUCGAAGGCGCUUAGCGGCUCACCAGCGUUGGCCAGGGAGACGUCGCAGACGCCGGGACGUGACACGGUACAGCCUCAACCCAUAGAAAGCGCACCCAAUGGAGUUCACGUCAACGGCAUACACGUAGAAAAUGAGGUCGAAACAUCUUCUCCUACUACGACUCCCGUGCCACAGUCGGUACAACCUCCGUCACAAUCUUCGGCACAGCCCUCACCACUGUCGACGCAACCGCCAUCAGUACUAACUCAUGUGUACCGGGUGCAAAACCAAGCAAUUCCGGCACCACUCGUACCGCAUGGCCAGCCCGCAUCCUCAUCGACUCCUCAGCCAUAUCAACAAUACCAAGGGCCUCAUUCUAGUUCGGCUCCUCCUCCAAGCAUACCCUCGCCUUCACCAUUUGGGCACUUCCACCGAGAGCCUCGAGACAUGAAUAAGUCUAAAUCUCCGAGGAGAUUUGCCUCGCCUCACUUUGAUCACGAUGCUCAAAUCCCGAGAUUCAAUAGGGAUGUAUCUCUUGUAGCAGAUGUCGUUCAGCAGGCAUGCCCAGAGGCCGUUAGGAGAGUCAUAAGAGAUAAGUGGGAGAAGUGCGUUAUGGGAAGCGAGUUCCACCACGCUUUCCUUAUGAAUGCAACUAUGCACCAUGCGAGCGGGGAUAUAAUGCGUCGCGCCAUCCGAGACUUCGGCCGGAAUAUGGUAGUAGGAGCCAAGGCGGAGAUUGCUUCUCACCUGGGCCCCGAGGAUCUAGACGACAUUGCUCCUGUGAUCCUUGAGAAAUGCAGUGACAAGUUUCUCGACAAAGCUUUGGAACAGCGUUUGAAAACAAUUGAUGCGCGAUCUUUGAUCAAUGCACUUGCACGUGCGGAGCGUCUUGGGUACGAAAAUAGUGACAUUUUAGAGGAUCAGCCCGAGAGGGUGGUCCCUGCGGCUCGGCAGCCCCAAUUUCCACAAACCGGCCCUGGCGGAACUGCAAUAACAUAUCCAGCGCAGCCCGUAUCACAACCUGUGCCUCCUAGCUCUGAUCUCAAGUGUAGGAUGUGCUGGAGGCAGUUUAAUCUUACGAGAACUUAUGAAUACCAUGUUCAGAAGCAGCUGUGUGUAAAGGCUCGACAAGAACAAUAUAGUUUCUGGUGCGAUACAUGCGGUGCUGGUUUUACAACCAAAAAUGGCAAGCAAUAUCACGAUGAAAAAGGAGUUUGUGGCUCUCAUGAUACCGCACCAGCAACCCCGAGGACUUUGGUGCCAACUCCCAUAAAUUACCCUAACCAUAUAGUGCCGCCAAGUUCUCACCCUUAUCCGAUGCCGUCACAGCCUACUAGUAGCCCUGUGGGAAACCCAAGUCCGUUAUCAGAUGACCCCUACGGACACCUUACGCAGGAGCGAAGAGCUCAAUUAGAAGAAGAAUUACGGCAGGCUGAAAUAAGCUAUAUACCCAGGUUCGCGGAAGCGGAGGCAAUUACUGACACGGAGGCGAAGAAAGCCAAGCUUGAGUCCCUGCAUAAUACUUUCAGCACUAAGCAGAGUAUGAUCAGGAAAAAGUAUGGAGUUCGCCUGAGGGUGAGACGCACUCGACAGGAGAUUGAAGCAGAGAGAUUGCGUAGAUUGGGUGUUAAGCAUGGCCCCAGUUCGCCGGGCAGUGGAGCUGGGACGCCCUCUGCUAAACGGCAGAGAAGUGAUAACGGACCCAAUGGAUCAGGCACGCCUUCGCACAUAAGCCGUGGCCCUCCGGCCCCGGCUCCAAAUCCUCAGCCUAUAAAUCAUUUAUCUAUAUCUCAGAUGAACAAUUCGGGUUUAGGUGGUUCUACGGCAACCGCAGCCACAACAGAUCCGACUGCAUCUAUAGCACCCAGCCAACUGCCGCUGCCGCCUGCUCCUGCGAAAGAAGCAUCCCCAGAAACUAGUCUGUCAUCCUUGCAGCGAAAGGGCUACAGAGUUUCAUCACAUAUUAGGCAAUCGACUCAACCUGCUUCUCCCAGUCUGGCCGAGCGCAAGGGCUCGGCAUCUAUACCAGUCGUCGUAGACGUCUCUUCGGAUUCAGAUACGGAUACGGAUAUGGACGAAAUCCCUGCCACUAUUCCGCCGAAAAAAUCCUCAUGA